AUGCACCAACUUAACACUGUACCUAUGCCUCCACAACGCCAAGGACAACGAACCAUAUCAUAUAAAGAUAUGGUUUUAGAAGCUCAUGAAGCCCCUGUUAUUAAGUGCGCAAUUGCGGCCUUAUCUAAUUGGAUGUUCUUGGCUGGCUUUGUCGUCUUUCCUGGUAUUCUGUGCUGUUUGGCAGGAGGUACUGGAAUCGGAUGGACUGCAUGGUCAUUCAGGAACAACUAUGUUUGGCUGGUUGACCGUAUCUUGAUGUAG
This is a messenger RNA of Fusarium oxysporum Fo47, 261 nucleotides long. RefSeq lists its product as uncharacterized. The record is from RefSeq and is a predicted model, not a curated record. Bases 1 to 261 code for a protein of 86 amino acids. The transcript has 2 exons. Lineage: Eukaryota; Fungi; Ascomycota; Sordariomycetes; Hypocreales; Nectriaceae.